Molecule: messenger RNA, 948 nt
Organism: Dioscorea cayenensis subsp. rotundata (Guinea yam)
Lineage: Eukaryota; Viridiplantae; Streptophyta; Magnoliopsida; Dioscoreales; Dioscoreaceae
Product: VAN3-binding protein-like
Exons: 7
Coding region: 1-948 (315 amino acids)
Source: RefSeq, a predicted model, not a curated record
AUGGAGAAACCUGAAAACCAAUUGAAAGUUGAAGAUGAAGCUUUGAGUUCAAUCCCACAAGUCAAGUUUGAUGACAUGAAGUCAUGGCUUUGGCUUCAGCAAGCAAUUCAUCCAGAACUAGACUAUGACAUUGGUUUGAGAAAAAAAUGGUUUUCUCUUAGGAUUACUCAACACUGGAAAGACAUGUCAAUAAAGAAAUGGAUAAAGGAAAUCAAGCAAAAAAGAAAAGAAAAAGACCGGUUAAAAAGAGCUGAAGUUCAUGCAGCCAUAUCUGUUGCAAGAUUAUCAGCUUCUCUUGCAGCAAUUGCAGCAGAAAAUACAGUUUCUAACACAAUUAACAACUCCAAAGAAAAUGCAGUCGCUGCUGCUGCUGCAUUAAUUGCUAAGCAUUGUGCAACAGUUGCAGAAACCAUUGGUGCACCUCAUGAUCAUUUAGCUUCAGAAAUAAACAAUGCAAUCAUCGCUACCGAUGCCAACAAUCUUCUAACCCUAACAGCUGCUGCAGCAACAUCAUUGAAAGGGGCUGCAACACUUAAAGGAAUUAGACCGCAUGAUUUCGACUUUGGACGGUGUAGAUCUUCAUUAGCCAAAGGUGAAGAACUUAUAGUGCAUGCAAUGGAUGGGAAGUGGAAAAUAAGAUUAGUGUCUGUUGUGUUGAAUAGAGAUGCGAAAGUUAUUCUGAGAAUGAGAAAAACAAGCAUUCUCAUGAGCUUGUCAAAUGCACAUGAAUGUGUUGUGUAUGAUAUGAAAACAGAGAUGGUUGAUGAAGAGGUGAUCAACAAGGAUGAAAAUUCAUUUUAUUGUGUUGAUAUGAGUACAAGUGAUGGCAAGAUUGAACUGAAAAUCAAAGACUAUGUACAGUUUAAGAAAUGGAGCAUGACCAUCAACCAGAUGUUGAUGCUUUCCACAACCUUCAGUGCAUAUGAACUCCAAUUUUACAGGAGUUAA